AUGGCAAACACAGCCCAUCUUAUACGCCGUCAAAGUUCAAGGGACUUAAACCCUCAGAGAUCAGUUGAUAGAUUAGAGAUGAAGGAACUUCGAGGGCGCCUUAUGUCCAUAGAAAGUGUUAAAUCAGUGAAUGUAAAUUACGGGGCUACGAAUUUGGGAUACGAAGACACGAGUCCUAAUCAGAAGCCUAAAACUGACCAGAAAAGAGAGGCGCCUCCAGAGAGCCUAAAACCAGUCAUUGUAGAAGACGGACCUGAAAAAGGAACUUUUAGGCCUGAAGGUGGAGAUGAUGAACGAGAAAGCUGGGAUUCGAAGUUGACGUUUCUUUUGGCAACAAUUGGAUAUGCGGUUGGUUUGGGCAAUGUCUGGAGAUUUCCUUACUUGGCACAAAAAAACGGCGGAGGUGCAUUUCUCAUACCUUAUUUUGUGAUGUUGGCCAUUGAAGGCAUACCGAUAUUUUAUCUGGAAUUGGCCAUCGGACAAAGGCUCAGAAAAGGUGCAAUCGGUGUAUGGCAUCAGGUGUCACCCUACCUGGGAGGAAUUGGAAUUAGCAGCGCCGUGGUUUCGUUCAACGUCGCCCUGUACUACAACACAAUCAUCGCCUGGUGCCUGUUCUACUUCGCCCAGAGCUUUCAAGCUCAACUUCCGUGGGCUGAGUGUCCUAAUCGCUACCUCGGCAACGGAUCCUACAUCUCGGAACCGGAAUGUGUAAAAAGUGGUCCCACGCAAUACUUCUGGUACCGCACCACUCUGAUGGCAUCCGAAGACAUCAACAUCACAGCACCAUUCAAUUGGAAAAUCGCAAUAGCUCUUUGCAUCGCCUGGGUUUUAGUCUAUAUGUGCAUGAUCAAAGGAAUAGCAUCAUCUGGAAAAGUUGUCUACGUCACCGCUACAUUUCCCUACAUAGUGUUAAUAAUUUUCUUCUUCCGUGGAAUAACUUUACAUGGAAUGUCUGAUGGUUUGAGGCACUUGUUCACACCAACUUGGCACAUCAUUCUAGAUCCGGUUGUUUGGUUAGAAGCAGGAACUCAAAUCUUCUUCUCACUUGGUCUUGCAUUUGGUGGACUUAUAGCAUUUUCGUCCUACAAUCCUGUGAACAAUAAUUGCUAUCGAGAUGCCAUCAUGGUAUCUAUGACGAAUUGUCUAACGUCAAUGUUUGCCGGAAUAGUUGUUUUCUCGAUAAUUGGAUUUAAAGCGACAAUGGUGUAUGAGAAGUGUUUGGAUUCAAGAAAUACGACACUGUUGGAGCUUCUUGGAGCAAAUUAUAGUGCCAUAGAUCUUCCGGCAGCUGGAGCUGUAUUUAAUGUGCCAUUAGGGAAUGGAUCGAUGAGGAGUGUUAUCAUGCCAGAAUUGCCGAUAUGCGAUUUAGAAAAGGAACUUGAUAAUAGUGCGUCCGGAACUGGUCUGGCUUUUAUCAUAUUCACAGAAGCCAUCAACCAAUUUCCAGGAGCACAAUUCUGGUCCGUCUUGUUUUUCUUGAUGUUAUUCACAUUAGGAAUAGAUUCUCAAUUCGGAACACUUGAAGGAGUAGUCACAUCCAUCGUCGACAUGAAGUUAUUUCCGAAUUUGAGAAAGGAGAUUCUUACAGGAGUUUUGUGUCUUCUAUGUUGCGUUUUUUCGAUGGGAUUUGCACAUGGAGCUGGUUCUUAUAUUUUUCUGUUGAUGGACAGUUUUACUGGAAAUUUUCCUUUGCUGAUUAUAGCUCUGUUUGAAUGCAUUGCUGUGUCGUAUGUCUAUGGAUUAAAAAGGUUUGCGGAUGAUAUCGAACUAAUGACAGGAUCUCGUCCCGGAUUAUACUGGUUGAUUUGCUGGAAAUAUUUAUCACCUUUAGCGAUGCUUUCAAUUCUGGUUGCAAGUUUUGUCAAUUUGGCAACAGAAGGCAGUUACUAUCCAGCUUGGGUCCCUUCUUUAGGAGAAACAGCAAAUAAAGAUUGGCCUAUAUGGGCUCUAGUUCUUGUUCUAGUAUUAAUCCUGGUUUCAGUAUUAUGGAUUCCUGGCGUCGCUAUUUGCAGGCUGUUUGGAGUGCUUGUGAUUGACGACGAUGAAAAAGCCUGGUUUCCAGCAAACGAACUGCGAGACUUCCAUGGUAUUGUUCCACAUCCAACAACAACAGCCGAAAUGUUAUUAUUUUGUAUAAGGCCAGAUGGUUCUGAAGGAUUGUGUUGUCCAACGAGGAAUCACGAUGAUGAUUUUGAUGUAAACUAG
This is a messenger RNA of Ctenocephalides felis (cat flea), 2205 nucleotides long. Its product is annotated as sodium-dependent neutral amino acid transporter B(0)AT3. Bases 1 to 2205 code for a protein of 734 amino acids. The transcript is spliced from 7 exons. The record is from RefSeq and is a predicted model, not a curated record. Gene Ontology annotation, biological process: sodium ion transmembrane transport. NCBI's taxonomy places the organism in Eukaryota, Metazoa, Arthropoda, Insecta, Siphonaptera, Pulicidae. Gene Ontology annotation, cellular component: membrane.